UGUGCUCUAGAAAAUCUAGUCAUGAAGAUUGCUAUUGAAGGGUGUGCUCACGGAGAGUUGGAGAAAAUUUAUAAUGCUAUUCAGUAUAUGGAAAAAGAAGGUCAAUUCAAAGUUGACCUUCUCAUAUGCUGUGGUGAUUUCCAAUCUACGAGAAACUCGCAAGAUUUGUCUAGUAUGGCUGUCUCUCAAAAGUAUAGGAACAUUUGUUCUUUCUACAAGUAUUAUUCAUUAGAGAAAGAAGCGCCUAUCCUUACACUGUUCAUCGGAGGGAACCAUGAGGCAUCAAAUCACUUACAGGAGCUCCCUUAUGGGGGAUGGGUGGCUCCUAAUAUAUAUUAUUUAGGUUAUGCUGGUGUCGUGAAUUUUGGAGGUGUACGCAUUGCUGGCCUGUCAGGUAUCUACAAGAGUAGAGAUUAUAUGAAAGGACACUAUGAGAAACCUCCUUACAGUGAAGAGACCAAGCGAUCAGUCUACCACAUCAGGAACUUGGAGGUGUUCAGACUGAAACAGCUGACUCAGCCGGUGGACAUCAUGCUGUCACAUGAUUGGCCAAGAGGAGUCACUGACUACGGGGAUGUUGAUACACUGCUCCAGAGGAAACCGUUUUUCCAACAGGAUAUAGAGCAGAACGCAUUGGGAAGUAAACCAGCUGAAGAGCUAUUACACGAGCUCAAACCAACUUACUGGUUUGCCGCUCAUCUACACUGCAAGUUUGCUGCUAUUGUUCCACACGGUCCACGAAAAGGUGACACCAGGUUCCUUGCAUUAGAUAAAUGCUUGCCGAAGAGGAAAUUUCUCCAAAUAAUGGAGCUGGACCAUGAUGACAGUCAGCCACUAGAGUUGAGCUAUGACCUAGAGUGGCUCACCAUUUUACAUCUGACUAAUCAUCUGCUUUCGGUCAAAAAGGGAAUCACCUAUAUGCCUGGUCCCUCUGGUGUAGAGAGGUGGAUAUUUACUCCAACCGAGGAGGAGAAAGCCCAUGUGCUUAAGAGGUUCAAUGGUGAACUGAAAGUGCCGAGGAACUUUUCUAAGACGGUGCCAGCCUGGAGUGAAGAGGGGGGACAACAAGGACGAGCGACGCAGCAGUUUAACCCGCAAACCACCACUUUCUGUGAGCUGCUGGGUGUAGACGACCCUCUAACUCUGCUCGGCGGAGGUGACGAGACACCUGGAACAUCAACUCCAACCUUCUUCACACCCGACAGGUCUAGAGACACUUCUCAAGUAUCCUUCACUUCUCCCUCGGACUACGACGAGACUUGUAAUCAGUCUAGUUUCAGCAACACCAGUUUUACCCCAAGCCCAAUCAAGAGGAUGAGUUUACCACCGCCCAAGCUAGAGUUGCCCGAUGAUAGUUCAGAGGAUUUGCUCUCUACAAGUCAGGUCUCUCAGGACAGUACGGCCAACCUGACAGCUACAGACUCAGUGAACACAACAGCCAGCUUAAAUGAAUCGGUUUUGUCGCAAUCAACGUGUGAAACAGAUGCGAGUCAAAAACCUAGUGAGGAUGGACCUCCGAUACCAAACAAAAAGUUCAAGCGGAGAAACCAAGCACUAUACACUUCUACUGAAGAAGAUUGAAUAUGAUCAUUGAAUAUAGAAGCUGAAAUAUUUUCUUCUCAUCAAUAUGGCAAUAAGGUGUCAGUUUUGAUGUUUGACACAUAGGCUUUUGUGUGUUGCUGACUAAUUAAUUUCUUCCUUUUUUAAGAUUAGAAUUUAAUCAAUAAAAUAAUGAUCUUUCCAA
Messenger RNA from Macrosteles quadrilineatus (aster leafhopper), 1744 nucleotides. Its product is annotated as lariat debranching enzyme-like. NCBI's taxonomy places the organism in Eukaryota, Metazoa, Arthropoda, Insecta, Hemiptera, Cicadellidae. The coding region runs from base 22 to 1581 and encodes 519 amino acids. The record is from RefSeq and is a predicted model, not a curated record. Gene Ontology annotation, molecular function: RNA lariat debranching enzyme activity. Gene Ontology annotation, biological process: mRNA splicing, via spliceosome. The transcript has 10 exons. Gene Ontology annotation, cellular component: nucleus.